UCGCCGAAUCUGCGAGGCGAGUGCGCAGAAUGCUCGCAGAUCUGCGGGGCCUUCUCCGCAUGCUUCGUCGCUCCGGCCAGCACAUCAUGCCUGGGGUAGAUCAGUGCUGCAGUCGACCCCCUUCUCGAAGGAUGGCCGGCGGCACGCCGCCCGUCAGCGAGGCUCGCGGCAGGGACGCUGCGCGCCCAGACGGCGGCGAGGGGCGGUGCGCGGCGGCCAGCUGCGUCGCGGCACGGCUGGGCCUCGCGUGCGUGCCGCCGAGGUACCACGACGAUUUCCCACAGGAGCUGGAGAGGGCGUACCCGCUGCCCGCCGACAUCAUCUGGGAGGGCGUGCAGCCGGGCAACGUCUCCAGGAUGGGCGCCUUCCUGGACAAGCUGGCGCGGGGGGCGGCCGCCCGGGUGCUUGUCAUAGGGGGCUCCUUCACCAUGGGCUCGGGUUGCCAGGACGACCUGGGUCGCGAGAAGCAGGACUGCUCGUGGGUGGCGCGGCUGAGACGGUGGCUGCAGGCCGCCUUUCCGCGCUCCAGCGUCGUCUUCUACGACGAGUCUCGGGCCGGGCAGCCGAUUGGCAUGUUCCUCAGCGGCCUGGGCGCUCUCUUUCGGUCACGCUUUCUGCCAGAGGAGCCGCCCGACAUAGUCUUCAUCGACACGAUGGCGAACGACGGCGCGUGGGCUCAAGUCGGCCUAGCAAGUAUAACCAGGAACGUUUCCGAGUAUGGUAGUGUCGCCUUCGAGCAAGCGGUGAUCGCCCUGCGAACAUUGGCCCCCCACGCCCAGAUCAUUCUGUUGCAGGAUGGCUGCAGGCCUUGCCUAGCGGCCGGCGACAUGCAGAUGAAGGAGGCCAGGCACUACAACAUCCCUACUGCGAACUAUGGGCUCCUGGUGAGUCGGUACAACAGGGACGAGGCUGGGGCGGACCGGCUCUGGCCAAACAGUGACUGGGACGAGGACGCGUGGGUCACCGAGGAAGACCGCCUGCACCCUGUUUGGUUGAACUUCUACCCACGGGUGACCGUGAAGAAGAGGAACUUCGGCUACCCGUUCCAGCACCCGCCCUGGCCCGUGCACCAGUACCUAGCGGACCUCGUGGCGCUCGUGGUCCUGGACGGCCUGGAGAGGGCCUGCGCGCAGGGCAGGCACGGUGCGAGCAUCGUCGAGAGCUUCCCGGAACCGGGCCCCGGAGCCACCUUCUGGCCGCAGGGGGCCCUGGGCGCGAUCGCGAACUGCAUCCACCCCCUGACGCACUACUCCGCCGAGGAUGCGCGUGCGGAGGGGGCGCCGACGGUCCAGAGCGGGAACUGGCGAUUAUUCGAGGACGUGCCUGGCAAGCCCGGGUGGAUCGCCUCCGAGGAGGACUCGGUCAUUUUGUUUCCGAUCUUGCUGGGGGGUGGGGGCUCAGCCGCUCUGACCAUCUCUUGGCUCGCCAGCUACGAGGGCGUUGGGGACGCAGAAGCCCGUAUCUACAGCGCCAGCAACUGGUCGGACACAUCGAAGGUUGCACUUCUCAACGGCUUCACGCCCAAUUUCUCCCAGGCGCAGACUGGCUUCUGGGGCAUAGAUGAUAGGGAAGCGCUGAUCAAGAACACAUGGGUACAGUCCAAUGUCCGGAACCAGGAGUUCGUGCUCGAAGUGCGAACGUCCAGGAGAAGGCGUCUCUGGAAUGCCACGAAAGUGAAGAUCCUCGAAGUGACGUCCUGCUAAACGAGCAUGUCCGCGUGAGCGUUGCGAGCGCCAGUUCCGCUCGCAGUGUAUCGAAGACGCCUACGGCGAAUCACCGCCGCCCCCUGCCUUUAGCCGGGCCAGAGCUUGGCCAAGCUAUCGGACCAUGUGUUCCC
Molecule: messenger RNA, 1837 nt
Organism: Prorocentrum cordatum
Lineage: Eukaryota; Dinophyceae; Prorocentrales; Prorocentraceae
Source: the annotation of a GenBank genome assembly